Molecule: messenger RNA, 2292 nt
Organism: Punica granatum (pomegranate)
Lineage: Eukaryota; Viridiplantae; Streptophyta; Magnoliopsida; Myrtales; Lythraceae
Source: RefSeq, a predicted model, not a curated record
AUUGGAUUGGGUGUCCCAUGUGCUUUGCUUUGUUUAACUCCCUGUAGUGUUUGCUGUUGGAGGAGAGGAGAGGAAAGGAAAGGAAAGGAAAGGAAGAGGAGGAGGAGGAGAGGAGACCUCAGACCAGCGGAAAAUGGGGACUGGUCGGAGGAGCCCGGCAGAGAAAGAGCAGCAGAGCAUGACAUUUUAUUUAUUUAUCUAUUAUUCGUCUUUCUUCUACAUUGUCUCACUGUAAAUGCUAAAAGAAGGCUGGGUUGUGUUCUCGAUCAUUCUCUCAUGUCCCUCCACCACAUUCUGAUUAAUUAAUUCAUUCAUUCAUUCAUUCAUUCAUUCUUCUUCUUCUUCUUCUUCUUCUUCAUACCAUAGCAAUAGCAUAGCGUAGCACACCAGCACAAUACAAUACAAUGCGAUCCGAUCCAAUCCAAAUCCAAUUAAUCAAUCAAACAAACCUUAGCUUAGCUUAGGAAUCUCCCACUUCCAAAAUUCCAAUUCACAUAGCGUAGCAUAGGAAUUCUCUCUCUCUCUCUCUAGCUGAGCUGAGCUGAGCUGAGUGAUUAGUGAUACGUACUCUACAAUACAAUCCAUACAAUACAUAAACACAUCCAUAUGUCGGUGGCUUGCGGCUUUGAAUGCGUCUUCCUGCUUGGCUUCUCCCGCUGGGCCUGGAAGCGCUGCACCUACGUCGGCUCCGAUGACAGCUCCGCCUGGCCCCUUGCCACCCCCGACGAGUUCGACGCCGUCCCUCGCAUCUGCCGCCUCAUCCUCGCCGUCUACGAGCCCGAUCUCCGCAAUCCCCAAUUCCCCCCCGCCGGCGGCUACCGCCUCAACCCCGACUGGCUCGUCAAGCGCGUCACCUACCAGCAGACCCUCGGCCGCUCCCCUCCCUACCUCAUCUACCUCGACCACCACCACCGCGAGAUCGUCCUCGCCAUCCGCGGCCUCAACCUCGCCAAGGAAAGCGACUACAAGCUCCUCCUCAACAACCGCCUUGGCAUGCAGAUGUUCGACGGCGGCUACGUCCACUACGGCCUCCUCAAGUCCGCCAUCUGGCUCCUCAACCAGGAGUCCGACACCCUCAGGACUCUCUGGCUCGACAACGGUUCUGACUACACCAUGGUCUUCGCCGGCCAUUCCCUCGGCUCCGGCGUCGCCGCCCUUUUGACCAUCAUCGUGGUCAACCACAGGGACAGGCUGGGUGGGAUCCCCAGGAACAAGGUCAGAUGCUACUCCGUGGCGCCCGCUCGCUGUAUGUCCCUCAACCUUGCCGUCAAGUACGCCGACGUCGUCAAUUCCAUCAUUUUGCAGGAUGACUUUUUACCAAGAACUGCUACUCCCUUGGAGGAUAUUUUUAAGUCGAUUUUCUGCUUGCCCUGCUUACUGUUUUUGGUCUGCUUGCGUGAUACUUUUAUUCCUGAGGGACGAAAGCUCAGGGACCCGAGAAGGCUUUAUGCACCGGGAAGGAUGUACCACAUUGUUGAAAGAAGAUUUUGCAGAUGCGGGAGGUACCCUCCAGAAGUGAGAACUGCCAUUCCUGUUGAUGGUAGGUUCGAGCACAUCGUCCUGUCAUGUAAUGCCACAUCUGAUCAUGCCAUUAUUUGGAUAGAACGAGAAGCAGAGAAGGCUUUGGAGAGAAUGAAAGAGGUAGCCUCUGAGACCAUUACUACUGCUCCUAAGAUACAGAAGAUUGAGAGGUUACAGACCUUGGAAAAGGAGCACAAGGAUGCACUCGAACGAGCUGUGAGCUUGAACAUUCCUCAUGCUGUCAACUCAGCAGAGGAAGAAUGCGAACCGCCACCUCCUCCUGAGGAGGAAAGCAUGGAGCCCCUAGAGGCAGAGAUGAAGGCAGAGAUGAAGACAGAGAUGGUGCCUGCUGAUGCUGAAGGUAGCAGCAAAUCAAAGUCUGCUGAUGGGAGGACUAACUGGGAUGAAGUGGUCAAGAAGCUUUUCAAGAGGGGCGAGUCCGAAGAUCUUGUCCUAAAGAGAGAAGAUCACGAUGCGGACCCCCUAUAACAGGAGCUCUGCGAGGAUUAUGCAACUGUUUCUUUAUGUUUGUUAUUCUUGGGCAAUGAGGGUUGAGCUUUUCUGGGAUUUCCUUUUUGUCUUUUCGGUUUGUUGAAAGAUGAAAUGCCUGCUGUGUCAACCUGUCCUGGUGCAAACUUUUGUAAAUCCAUUCCCCUGUCUGUAUGAUACUCUCUGCAUUAUCUGCUCCAGUCCACCAACGAUUAAUGAAGAGAAACGUCCUGAUCUUGUUCGUCGUAUUAGAUUUAGAGAUCAGCACUGUUAAAUGAUUCA